AUGCGCGUAUUGCGCAGAGGCCGAAAUAAGACAUUCUUGCGCUGGUCAUAGCAACAGGUGUAUGCGUGCCUCGAAAAAAGAUUCACAAACAUUUCAGGCCUAUCCUAAAAGAUCAAGAAAGCAGAUUCGGGCAAAAAAAAUAUUUUUCCGAAUGCGGUUGUAGCAUUUGUCAACGUUCUUCAGGCAUGGGAAUAUUGAAUAUAAAGUAAAUUUACCCAGUGAAUAACAUAACUGUAGAAUCAUGUCCCAUGAUAGCGAAGUAAAGGAAUGUUCAGAAAGUACUCUGACGUCGGAGGAGCCGAUAGCUAAUAUAUUCCUGAGAGCAAGGAGCGGAGAGCCGUUUGGAACUAAAGAGGACGUCAACGUGCUUAUUGACAAGCUAUGUGAUUAUAUCUAUAGGAAACUGAUCGACGAGAACUGGUGUCCAUGUGACAGACACUCAAACAAGCUAGAAGGAGAGAAUCGAGAAGAUUGCAAAACAAAUGAAAGCGUCCCAGAAGGUUACAUUCAACGUAUUCGAAGAAAAGUAUUGGAGAUACUUUCAAACUACCUCGGAACAUUUAAGAACCAACUGUUAGCAAAGUACGGGUCAGAACCAACCGACCCUCUGGCUUUACAGGAAGAAGAAACUGUUUGUGGGUCUAUUUCUGGAGAUCCAAUCUCAUGCACGAUGGCAAAUACUGAAAGUUUAACAAAUCAUAUCGACAAAAGUCAAACUUCCGGAAUGCAGUCGGUCACGGACACAAAUAAUGUCUGCGAGAAUAGUUUAUCCGAUAUCUCAUUUGAUGAUUGGGUGAGCGUUGGACGUUGCUUAUCACGUGAAAACUAUUUUGACCAAUCGCCGCGCGUCUCUGUCUCGGCUUCUCCAGCCACUUUGAGAUGGAGUUCGGAUCCCGAAGCAGAAAACAGCUUCGGCUCGUAUCGUCAGCCGGACCGCAAGACACAGGCAUGCACAGCAGGGACACCGCGCGAAGUCCGAAGUGAGCUCGACAACACCCGAAGACAUCCUCCUAGUGAUAAAGCUGUAACGUCGGGUGAGACCUUCAAGAAAACCAUAAACAAAAAGCUCAUCAAGAACAGUCAAGGAUCAAAGGAGAAACCUCGCCAGCAGAUUACGACCCCGGCGAUACUCACAGAAACAGACGACUACCACGCCGAUCAUUUCCGUCACAACAACGAAGCGGUCAUUGACAAGGACAUCGAUGGCAGUGCAGAGGCAGGAGCAGCCAACGGUGGCAGUCAUAAUGGCACGAGUUCGCUAGGAGAUGCUUCUAGGACGGUGGAUUACAAUAUGGCUAGGAGAAGAAGGGCAAGCAAAACGGUGCAGCUUAGGAUGAGGAGGAAAGCAAGGAACGUCGUCCAUUUUUUGAUGCAGCUGCGAAAACCUGUAUAAUUAAAACAAUACAAAACUGUAUAGUUUGGAAAGACAACAAGAGCAUUGUAUUUUGUGGCCCAGUUAGUAAACCUCAAUCUGUUUUGCUUAUUCAGGCGGCCCAAGGAAACGUUUUAACAUUGCCAUUGAUUUUGAACUAGGUUUGUUUAUAUUUAUAAACGGUGAUGUCUACCAAGAUUUACUUUAAAAGGUAUAACAUUAUCUUUCAAGGAUAAGAUUACCCGACUUUUGGAAAGUACUUUACGAACUUAAAGAUUUUCAGGAAAUGUAUAACAGCGUUGUUAACCAAGACUUUUAAAAAUAUAUAACGCAUAUAUCUAUGGGUUAGAUUGUCCAUCUCGUUAACUACACAGCCGGCAUAUUAGUGAUAAUAUCAUUUUAAUGUACAACUCUAAGCUCAACUAUAAUAUAGUUCCUGUCAUAUAAUUUAUGCUACUAUACUAUGAACACAGUAUUUAGGUAUAAAAUUGAACCGACGGUGAUGUAGUACCAUGUUCCAAUAUGAAUUAAAUUCAUUGCUGUUCAUCAACGCUUAACCUAUUUUCAUGAGGAUGAGGUUGCAUAAACCGUGGUACUAAAUAUGAAAAGGAUACACAAAAAUCAUGAUGUUUAAGUUACAGGCCUAUACCACUACCAGUGGUAGUUUUCAAAUAUCAAAAAAUGGUUAGAUAUAGAUCAAAGUGAAUGAUCCGCUAUUUUUCAGUUGCUGUUCAAACCUCAUGAUAUGAAUUUUAUGGGUGUAUAAUUGUACAUUACUUAAAAUUGAUAUCACUGCUACCCAAGAGAGACCGAUAAGGUGGCCACUGUACACAGGUAGUCUCUGUAGUCAGGUUCUACAAUACAAUGUAGAGUUUUAUAUUUCAUUUGUUUAACAUGGUAAUAGUCUUUAGUGAAAUAAGUAUUGAUUCAGGAGUUUCAAUUUGAUGUCAACCAUUGUUUUGUUCCAAUAAAACGAUCACUCAG
Strongylocentrotus purpuratus (purple sea urchin) is the source of this 2356-nucleotide messenger RNA. RefSeq lists its product as uncharacterized. Bases 242 to 1393 code for a protein of 383 amino acids. The record is from RefSeq and is a predicted model, not a curated record. NCBI's taxonomy places the organism in Eukaryota, Metazoa, Echinodermata, Echinoidea, Camarodonta, Strongylocentrotidae. The transcript has 3 exons.